AUGAAAUACAGCAAUUUAGCCCAAUGCUUAUUGGCAUCAAGUACAAGUUUGGCCCACAACCAUGUCAGCGAUUUUGAACAAUCAGCCGAAGAUUUGGAUAAAGUCUGGGGUCAAGAUUGGCCUUUCACCGGGAUUCAGACGUUUGCCCACCUCAACCACCAAAAAUGUCUGUUGAACAGAAGCCUUGACUUUGAUAUUGGUAUAAUUGGUAUGCCGUUCGAUACUGCAGUGACAUUCCGUCCGGGAGCACGUUUUGGGCCCCAGGCAAUCAGAAGAGCGUCUCAGAGACAAACGUCGCUCAGAGGAUUCAAUUCCAGGGCAGGAAUCAACCCAUACCAAAAUUGGGCAAAAAUACUGGACUGUGGCGAUGUGCCAGUAACACCUAUGGACAAUAAGCUUGCGUUGCAAAUGAUGACCGCUGCAUAUGAGAACUUAAUGACGAGAAACAGCACAAGCCAGUCAAAUGAGCUACCACCACGGUUCGUGACGCUGGGUGGUGACCACAGCAUAAUUUUACCGGUGCUAAGACAGUUGCGCAAAGUUUACGGACCAGUGUCUGUGAUUCAUUUUGACUCGCAUCUCGAUACAUGGGCCCCCAGCAAAUAUCCUUCGUAUUGGCACAGUGAUGAGUCUGCGUUCACACACGGCUCCAUGUUGUGGCUGGCCCAUCAGGAAGGUCUUUUGGCAGAAAACACGAAUGUCCACGCUGGCUUGAGAACCCGCCUUAGCGGUGAGGGUUGGGAUGAUUACGACGAGGACGACGAGAGCGGAUUCCACCGUAUUGAAGCAGACGAAAUUCUAUAUCUUGGCGCUGACGGCAUGGCCGACAAAAUCCUCGCUUUGGUGCCCAAGGACAAGCCCGUUUAUAUCAGUGUCGACAUCGAUGUUUUGGACCCCAGUGCUGCUCCUGGCACCGGGACCGCCGAGGUCGGGGGUUUGUUGACUCGUGAGCUGAUCCGCAUCUUGCGCAGACUGGAAAAUCUGUCUUUGGUUGGCGGUGACGUUGUUGAGGUGUCUCCGGCUUACGACCACGCAGACAUUACCGCUUUGGCUGCAGCGCAGAUUGCUUACGAACUUAUGACAAACAUGGUCAAGAAGGGACCUCUAGAUGUCAGCAUUGCCAACACUCGUAACGACGCGCAUUUCAAGGAUCAAACAAAUUUCAGAGCUGCUGCCGAUUUGAUUUGA
Molecule: messenger RNA, 1188 nt
Organism: Lachancea sp. 'fantastica'
Lineage: Eukaryota; Fungi; Ascomycota; Saccharomycetes; Saccharomycetales; Saccharomycetaceae
Source: the annotation of a GenBank genome assembly